Didymosphaeria variabile is the source of this 831-nucleotide messenger RNA. RefSeq lists its product as uncharacterized. Bases 1 to 831 code for a protein of 276 amino acids. The transcript has 3 exons. The record is from RefSeq and is a predicted model, not a curated record. Lineage: Eukaryota; Fungi; Ascomycota; Dothideomycetes; Pleosporales; Didymosphaeriaceae.
AUGUCUGGCGACAACAAUUCCUUCAUCGCCUCCGGCUCGGACCUAAUGCGCAGGGCAAUGCAAAACCGAAGGUUGAUUCCAGACGUAUCGCAUCUGAAGCCGAUCAUCGAUGAACUACCUGCCGGGUCAGUCGUCUGUGAGGUUGGCUGUGGCGCAGGAGGCAUCACGCUUGAUAUUGCACAAAAGUACCCACAUAUUACCGUUCUUGGGAUGGAUGUCGACGAGGAAUCUAUCAAGUUGGCAAAAGAAGCCAAAGAAAAGGCUGAAACGACCAAUAUUCGAUACGUUCACGGCGAUGCGUGCAACCUGGACAAGCUUAUCCAAGUCGAAGGGUUCGAGGCUUUGGAUGGUGGAUGCGAUCUUGUGUAUAGCCAUGCAAGCAUAAUGCACACAGGCGACCAACCCGCCGCCGUUGCGCAUAUGCGAAAAGCCACCAAGCCCAACGGCACCACCUCGCUGAAGGAAGGUGAUAUGGGUCUAUUCUUCGCAUAUCCGGAGAACCCAGGCAUGAAGAGGUGGCUCGAAACGUUCCCAACUCUCAGCCUAGGCAAGGGCGCAGAUCCGUACAUUGGCCGCAAGCUGGUAUCUCUUGUUCUAGGCGCGGGAUUCGCGCACAGCCAGCUCAAAGACGUGUCGAUGUCGGGUCAGAUGCAGUGGCGGCCACAGGUCAAGCCUGGUAUGGUGAUGGGAUUUGGGCAGAUUGUCCGGCAGUCGGAGCUUGGAGAAGACGACAAGAAGCUGAUCGUCGAAGGGCUGGAGGAGUGGAGUAAGUACGAGGAUGGGGUCGUGUGCUUCCCGAGUGUUAUUGUGACGGCUGUCAAGGAGGCAUAG